UAGGAUGAAACGGAAUAGAAUGACAUUUGAGGUAAGGAAAAAAGUAGGAAGUUUUUAAAAUAAUCUAGGCAAUAACAGAUGAGAGCCUGAAUUAAGGUUUUAGCUGUGUGAGUAGAGAGAAAGGAUCAGAAUCAACAGCUAUUGUAUAGGGCAGGUGAUUGAUAUUGUUAUGGAUAUUGCUAGAUAUUGAUAUGGCAACAUGUGGCAACAAAUUAAAUUUAUUGGGUGAUAAAGGGCAAAGACUCAGAGUUAAUGCAUGGGUUAAAAUCUUGGGAGAAUGAAAAGAUGAAGAUAUGAAAAGAUAUUUGACAGAAAUAGGAAAUUUUGGAAGAGAGAACAAUUUAGGGGAAAAGAUAAUGAAUGAGUUCAGUUUUAAGUAUAUUAAGAUAUCUUUAGAAUAUCCAAUUUGAAAUGUUUAAUAGAAAUUUGACAAUGUGGAUCUGAAGCUCAGGAAAGAGAAUGGAUUUAAAUAUAUAGAUGUGCAGUCAUCUUCAUUAAUAUUAAUUAAUACCCUUAGUGAUGAUGAGGUAACCAAGAGAGCAUAUGCAAAAGAGGGAAUAAAGAAGGGCCAAAUCAAUGUGUAUCAAUGGUCAGACUGUGGAAGAUGUUUGUUAAAUAUAAAGAACCAUUUUCUAACCCUUAGAGUUGCCCAUAAAUAGAAAGUCUUGCUGGUGUGAUAGUGUACUGUUUACAUUGGAUGUGUUCAAUAACCCCUUUUGAGAGCACCAUUUAAUGUUUGGGUAGGAAAUUAAAUUUUAAAGAUCCCCUCUAAUAGUGGAUUUUAUGAUUCUUUAGGUUAAAGUCAUCUACUCAAUAUCUCAUUAUUCUUUUAAAAAAAACAUGAGUGACACCAACAAGACCUGGGUGACAGAAUUCUUCUUUCUAGGACUUUCUGAUGAUCUUCAAAUUCAGCAACUUCUCUUCAUACUCUUCCUGAUAGUCUACUUGGUUACUGUGCUUGGAAACCUGCUUCUCAUCUCCCUGGUUCUGAUUGACUCACAACUCCAUACAUCCAUGUACUUUUUCCUUUGCAACUUGUCUUUGGCUGACCUGUGCUUUUCUACUUGUAUUGUUCCCCAAGUUCUUGCCCAUAUGUUAUCCAAAAGAAAAGUUAUUUCCUUCACAGGCUGUGCAGCUCAGCUUCUUUUCUCCAUCUUUUUAGGAGGCACAGAGUGUGCUCUGUUAGCUGUGAUGUCCUAUGACAGGUACUUGGCAAUCUGUGACCCCAUGCACUACCCUAUCAUCAUGACAUCGAGGUUAUGUGGCCACUUGGCCUUGGGUUGCUGGGUCAGUGGUAUUCUAGUGGCUUUGGUUGACACCACAUUCACAUUGCGACUCCCUUACCAAGGAGAUAAUAGAAUUGCUCAUUUCUUUUGUGAGUCCCCAGCCCUCUUAGCCUUGGCUUCUGCAGACACCCACAGCUCAAAGAUGGCCAUUUUCUUAAUGGGUUCUGUGAUUCUUCUUGCACCUGUGUCUCUGAUUCUGGCAUCCUAUGGCUCCAUUAUAGUGACUGUGAUCAAGAUGAAGACAACCUCAGGGAGACGUAAAGCAUUCUCUACUUGUGGCUCCCACCUCCUUGUAGUCAUUGUUUUUUAUGGGUCAGCUAUCAUUAACUAUGUGACACUUAAACCCUCAAAAGAGCAGGCAAAAGUGGCGUCUGUAUUUUAUGCUGUGAUAAACCCCAUGCUUAAUCCCCUCAUUUACAGCCUGAGGAAUAAGGAUGUGAAUAAGGCACUUAGGAAAGUAGUCAAAAAAAGGAAACUCUUCAUAUCCUGAUUGUGUCACUGUCAUUGAGUAUAGCACUGUUUCUUCACUCCAGAGACUGCUAUAGAACUCCCAAUCCUAUUAAAAAAUUGCCUUUCCAUUAUUCUUAGCAUAUAUGAAUACAUGUUUAUAUUGCUUUAUAGUGAUAUCUAGAAUGUUUAUGUGUUGUAUACCAAUAAUAUGUCUCAGGCAUAGAGAGAGGUGUGAUAUGAUACAUCUAUCACUCUGAAGAGCUAGAUGAGAACACUACUAAUAUGGAGGAUUUUAGAAAAACAGUUUUAGUAAUGUGGACGUAGCAUAAGAGACAGUUCUGCUCUAGACUUUGGGAAAUAGACUCAGGCAUGGUAUAAUGUUUCUUGGGAACAAAAGGAGGAGUAGAAAGAGGAGAUGGAAAAGAUAGUAGAGAAAUGGGAAAAAUAGGAUGGAGGCAAAUACAUAUUUAGUAAUCAUAACUGUGAAUGUAAAUGGCAUGAAUUUCCCUAUAAAAUGUAAACAGAUAGCAAAGUGAAUUAAAAACUGGAAUCUUACAAUAUGAUGCUUGCAAGAAACAUUUGAAGCAAAGGGAAACAUAUAGAGUAAAGGAAAGGGGCUAGGAUGGAUUUGAAUAUGCUUCAGCUGAACUUUUUAAAAAAGAAGGGAUAGCAAUCAUGAUCUUAGACAAAGUAAAAUCAAAAAUAAAUUUAAUUAAAAGAGGUAAAUGAGAAUACUACAUCAUGAUACGAGGAUUUUUUAAAAAUCCCUAAAGAAUGGGUGUGUCAAAGAAUUAAUAACAGGGGCAAUC
Molecule: messenger RNA, 2545 nt
Organism: Monodelphis domestica (gray short-tailed opossum)
Lineage: Eukaryota; Metazoa; Chordata; Mammalia; Didelphimorphia; Didelphidae
Product: olfactory receptor 2D2-like
Biological process (GO): G protein-coupled receptor signaling pathway
Cellular component (GO): membrane
Molecular function (GO): olfactory receptor activity; G protein-coupled receptor activity
Source: RefSeq, a predicted model, not a curated record